Molecule: messenger RNA, 4200 nt
Organism: Sycon ciliatum
Lineage: Eukaryota; Metazoa; Porifera; Calcarea; Leucosolenida; Sycettidae
Exons: 10
Coding region: 313-3645 (1110 amino acids)
Molecular function (GO): protein binding
Source: RefSeq, a predicted model, not a curated record
CGUUGUUCAAUUUUCGUUCGCUUUUUUACUUUUAGCAAUGUCACCGUUGUAUUCCUGUUCGUAUUUCAUCAUCACCUCAUCUUUUCCGUAGUUGUCGCCACCAUUCUACCCACUAGACAGAUAUCAGUUGCCCGUUUCUGGAGUCGUGAGAAGUAACAGAGAUCAGCUGGCAGCUGUCUGCCCAAGCUGCAAGAGAGGCGCUUUCUUGCGAUGUCAAUCCUGGCCUGGUGGAGUUUUAUAGUUUACUGAUGGCCUGAUCUUGGUAUCCCCGUCGUAUUCAGAUUCAAAGAGAGGCUUACCUGGUUUCCGGCUAUGGCUGGUCGCCAUGGUCGGCUUCGAAUUGUGCUCGUCGCUGUCAUGGCAACGGUACUUUCGCUGCGCAUGGCCAAGGGUCAGGGCUCUCCGUCAUCGGCGCGAUGUGUUCAACAUUUCAACACGUACCUGUGCUCGCGAUUAGGCCUGCUGACGAUACCACUUCCCAUUCCUGCAACAAGCACUUACCUCUUCUUGGACCACAAUGCCAUUUCGGUGUUGGGCGAGAAGGCGUUCGGUGACUCCACACAUCUCACACACAUAUAUCUGAACCAUAACACGAUAUCACGGCUUUCGGCUCUUGCCUUCUCGGGUCUCGUGCACCUGCAUACUUUACUCCUCAAUAACAACAAAAUUUCACGAUUGCCGGCCAAUCUUUUUCAUGAUUGUACAUCAUUGAAACUGUUAAACCUGUCCAGCAACAGUUUAGCAGUUCUUCCAGGGGCCUUGUUCAGUAACGCCUCUGCUCACGCUCGCAGCCUGGAUUUGACUGAUAAUCCUCUUCGGAAGACCUACCAGCUGUGCAGUGUAGUUUCAUUCGUGACUGGCACAUCUGACAGGCCGGCAGUCAACACCCGAUCAACCGUGCAAUUGAGUGAUGCACUCAUGCAAUUCUACACAGCCACCAUCAACCCGGCAGUGUGCGCCAGUGACUGCAACUCGGUGUCGUCCACUGUACUACCUUGUCCGGAAGACUCCACAUGUGAUGGGACUGUGGCCAGACACGACUGCACCAUUUUGACAGCAUCUGGACCAAAGUUAUUGCCAGUGCGUGGCGGUCAGCAGUGUCCGAUGCACACGCUGGUGGAGGACGGCAUAAUUGUUGGCCAGUCGGACAGCAUCACGGCAGAACUCUACUGUCGCACCGGAUACUCUGUGGCCGGUGAUAAGAUCUUCACUUGUCACCUGCCACAUGCGCCCGACGCUGGUCUCAACACCACUUGGACCGGGACCGGUACAUGCAAAGUCUCUAAGUUCGCUGCAUCACAAGGCUUCCUGCUGAUCGUGUUACCAUCGGUCUUGGGCUUCCUGGCGCUGGUAUUCAUGUGCACUACGGCCAUGUACUGCAUGCGUGGUAGCAGCUACAAUUUCCCAGCGCUGCCCAAGGAAUCAUGUGAACGCAUAAUGCACCUUGGUGUGCAACCGGUAUCCAGCGACAAGUCACAGCUUUCUAUGGGCGACGAGAAGACACCCAAGAUGAUCGUGGAAACCGCCAUGCAUGCGCCGGCGUCAGCGGCGUGCAUCAGAGCGUCUAUCUCGGACCCGGACCAGUACAUCGACAUGACGGCGACAUGCAGAGACGCGCAUGCUCGCAGCGUAUCCACGACAACCGCUGUCAGCCCGGCGACCAAGGCAGGCAUGAUGGCGGACGGGCACGAGGUGGUGCACGAAGCCCCCGAGUAUUUUGAGCUGCAGAAGAGGAGCGCCUGGACGGCUCGAAACAGCGUGAGCUCAAUCGUCAUACCGGCACCACCGACGAGCAUACUCGAGUCCAAGACGUAUUGUGACUGGCAACCCAGCACCUGGCAGCAGAGAACCAGCUCCUGUGGAUCUAGCUCGGCCGGCGGAGCAGUACCAACCUCUGGUGAGGCAAACGCUCGCGGUCUAGCUGGAGCAGCGAAUGAUGACAUGGAUGACUGGAUGGAUCCCGCCGCUAGCAAUGGCGAGCAGAGCGACGGGCAGGAGCAUGAGCAGGAGCCCAUUGAGGGCAUAUCCACUGGGUGUCGGAAUGUCCGCAAGGCGACAACUGUGGCACACGACUCUCCCUUGGGCAGUGAUGCCGAAGCCGACUCACUGGCCGAGGAGGAGGAGGAGGAAGCACUCUACCUGCAGCCUGCACCCAGCUGCACCAUGGCGACUUCCAAUAUGGACGUCCUGCCGUCACCGGAACCUCGCGACCGGCCGUUUGGCAGUCAGAUGUCCAUGGUGAGCAUGCAGACGACGUUCGGGCACCCGGCACAAGAACUCGUCUCCUCGCCGAUGUCCUUGUCGCACUUCCAGCUCGGCUCAAACGAGAGUCUCGACCGAGACCUGUGCGGCAUUAGCAGUAGCCGCAGACAAAGCCGUAAGGACGUGCACGCAGACCUCGAUCUAAGUCAGAGUGCGGGGAUGGGCGCACUGGGAAGGCCCAAAAGCUUCCACCGGUCUGUCCCCAACCUCCAUCCUCAACUGACCAGCUCCAAGUCACACGAAUCCGAUCAGUUUCACCAGCAGCAGCAGCAGGGCCGAUGGUCUCCCCAUUGCUCUAACCUCAGUCUGGACCGGGUGCCAGACUCCCCAAGCAUGUUCACUACGCUUUCGACCGUGUCGUCGGAUCUGCACUCGCAUCUCCACAGAACUAGGAGCAACGGCGCCACUUCCUGCCUCAAAAGAGUGUCUGUAUCGGCCGGAAAUUCAGUCGAGGACCUACCUGGUUUGUAUGCGGAUGUAGAGGGCCGCCAUGACCAGCACGGCCUGAACGCAUCACCCCGGCGCUGGGGUCUGGACGGUACCGCUCCCUCCUUCUCCAGGACGUCACUGUCGGCCGGAAAUUCAGUCGAGGACCCUCCGGAUUUGUAUAUGGAUGUGGAGCAGCGCGGCGCUCCGCAUAGCCAGAGCGGCGCACUGCGACGCUCUGUGUCCACUCACAGCCCGAAGAGCCUGGGGACGGUCUACCGUGACAGCGGCUCGUACAUCGACUUUGCCUUCUCGCGGCAACUGGUCAGCCCCCGGCGACAGCGCAGGCACAGCAUCACGAGCAGCCCGCGCACCAGCAUUGUCAACAGCCGCAGCGUCAGCAGCGUCAUAGCCAACAGCCGCAGCGUUAGCAGCAUUGCCGCCGUGCAGCGCCCUCUGCCCCGCAAGACCCUGAAGCCUGCGUUGCCUGGGGAGGAAGGGCCCGGCCACGCGUUGAGCAGAACGACCAGCGUGCCUCAGGGAGCCAUGGCGCUGCCGCUGCCAAUUUCGGCAAUGAUGGACACGGUUGAUGAAUACAGUGAUCCGUUUGACCGCUGUCGAACAAGACCUAGGAAAGAACCAGAGGAUACGGUCAACGAUGGCGUGCCUCAGGGAGCGAUGAGACUGCCAAUUUCAGCAAUGCACAUUGGUGAUGAAUACAGUGAUCCGUUUGACCGCUGUCGAACAAGACCUAGCAAACAACCGGAGAAGACAGUCAACGAUGGCGUGCCUCAGGGAGCGAUGGCACUGCCUCUGCCAGCUUCAGCAAUGCACUCUGAUGGUCUUUACAGUGAUCCGUUCGACCUUCGACAGACAAGACCUAGCAAAGAACCGGAGGUGACGGCCAACGAAGACAAAUACUCCGUGCCGUUAAAUCUCCUCAUCAAGCCAAAGUAGCCAGACGGCAAACCCAGCAGACACAUACCACCACUACACUGUUCACUGUUCAUGAGAUUCGGUCCCACACAUAUGCUUCAAGUAAUUAUGAUGAUUCUUGUCCACGCUUGCAACCGCCUACACUAACACAUCCGUUUCCUUACGCACCGUUGCGCCCAAUGCAUGAAAACUACUCGCAAGUAAAAAUUGAAAAUGCACAUAAUUUUACCUUUGCUCCUCUUGUCUUAUAGACUUCUAGGCGAAAACUUGUUUCAGCAGUUCUGCUGGCAGACAUUAGAGAAGUAUUUCGAAUAGUUGUAGAUUCACAGAUUUAGCAUAGUAUUAUAGUAUCAAAAAUUUGCAAAUCAUAAUAAAUUACGCUCAAAUCCAUAUUUUUCCUUCUUCGCAGACUGUGCGAAUCCUUUCCUUUUUGUAAUCCGUACAUGUUUUUUCUGCAUCUCUAUACCCGUCUCCCCAUUUCCAUAGCGCGUUCCUUACGCCGUUUGUAGCUUUCAAAUAAUUAUGCACAAUCGCUGAUCAAACACGUCGUAGAAACGUGGUCACAGUUGGCCGUAG